AUGCCUCGGGUAGCAGUCGUACCAGAGGUCCACACUCAUGUCUUGGCAGAAUUACACUGCCUGGACCCUCUUCUUUCCACUUUGCGGUUAGACUCCGGCAGGCUCAAGUGCACAUGUUUGGCUGUGUCGAGGAAGUGGCUCGCAUUGGGAACAUCAGCCGGAGGUUUGCACCUUAUUCAGAGGGAGGGAUGGAAGCAGAGAUUAAUACUUACUCACAAGGAAGGAUCUAUUACUCAGGUGUCGUGCUGUCCACACGAUGAAGACUUUGUUGCUGUUGCGACAAGUCAGGGUUUGGUGGCAGUGUGGGAGCUGCAGCUGGAGCGGCGUGGUCGUCCAGAGAGAGUGAGCGUCUCCUGGGAGCACAGGGGUCACAGCAUUACUGCGCUCUGCUGGGACACCAACACGCUCAAGGUCUUUGUCGGAGACUCGGCAGGCAAGGUGUCUUUUCUCCGAGCAGGAUCCUCUAAGCUGGGAAAGGGUUCAGGAUUUGUUAUGUUUCCUGUCCAAACUGUCACCACUGUUGAUUCCAGAGUGGUUCAGCUUGGGUACCAGGACGGUCGGCUGUUGGUGUCCUCUCUGAGUCGCUGUUAUCUCUGUGAUACAGAGAGAGAGAAGUUUUGGCGAGUUGGAAACAAGGAGCGAGAUGGAGAGUACGGAGCUUGUUUUUUCCCUCAAAACAAAGGAUUGUCGAUGGGCCAGCCCCCAUUGCUCUACUGCGCCCGGCCGGGGUCUCGAAUAUGGGAAGCCAGUUUUGAUGGCGAGGUUUUAAGCACCCAGCAGUUCAAACAGGCACUCAACUGUCCUCCUUUACCUCUCAUCACAUACAGAAAAGAACCACAUUACAAUCCAGGGCAGAAGACCCCCCAAUCAAUUGCUUUCCCUAAACUACUAUAUUUUGGAGAUCAAAACCUGCUCACCUGGACGAAUUCAGCCAUUUAUAUUUUUACCCCUCAUAAUGGCCAAGUUCUUUUAUGGACAGAGCUAAAAGAUGUGCUGGACAUCGCAGUCUACCGUAACGAUCUCUUCUGCUUCCGUGUCGGCGGCUGUCUGUCCCACAUCUCACUGUUGUCUGCAGAUCGCUGUGUUGAACGCCUGCUGCGACGAGAGUCCUGGUCUCUCGCGGCUGCGGUGUGUUGUAUGUUUCAGCACAACAUCAGCAUCAGUCGGGCCAGAAAAUCACUUCCCAUCGACCGCCUUGAACAUCUUCGGUCCCAGCUCAGUUCAAGCACUCACCCGGAUUUGAUUGGCCAACUAGAUGAGUUGAUUGCCAGGCUGGAACCCCUGGACUCUGCCUGCAGCAGCCGCAGAAGCAGCAUCUCAUCACACGAGAGCUUCAAUGUUCUAGACUGUGGUAUCUACAGAGUGAUCAGCCGUCGAGGCAGCCAAUCGGACGAAGAGACUAGCUCCCUCAUCAAUCAGUCCGUGUCGGAGGAGGAGAGACUCAAAGAAUUUAGCUUUACGCAUGAUGAAGAUCAAGUGGACCACGAUCCGAUGAGUGGCGAGCAUGCAGAAGCAGAGCGAUCUGAGCAAGGCCUUCAAUUUCACCUGCCCCUAUCAUUCCGCCCCAAACCCCCCCGCAUUGCACUGCAAGCCGUCAAAGACAGUGUUUCUAGUUUUGUCAAGAAGACUACUGAGAGGAUCAACACGCUCCAGAUGAACUCGGAGCUCUGGCAGCGAGCCGACUUUAGAGAGAACACACAUGUUGACAUGUCCGCCACGUUUGCUUCGUUCCCAGAUGAAGCAGAUACUGAGGUUUAUGCAGACAUGCCCAACACAGAGUCGGACCUGCUUGAACUGAAGUCGGCCACAGAGCAGGCCGUGUCCCAGAUGCAAGAUCCCUUACUUCUUCUGGAUCCUGAUUUCAUAGGAGAACUCCUCCAAGAGUGGUUGAAGACGCUGGAGCAAGUCCUUGGACCGACUCUCACCAAGUCAGCUGCUGUAGCUCCUUCAGAUGUAGAUCAUGACGCGUGGGAACCGCUUUUACUUACGCAGAAACCAGAAGAAGCAUCCGAAGAACACAAAGAGAGUUUUACACAAGAGAACACUGAGUCAGAGCAAGAUAAUCACCUCCCCUCAGAAGGCGAGAUGACGAUGCCUGAAGAAUCUGUGCGAUUAGUGUCUCCCAAAGUGCUCCCCUCCGAACUCCUGACUGAUCUCACCCAGCUGGCCACACUUUACACCGAACUGAGCUGCUUCAGAGAGCCAGAAGAUAUCAAGGCGUUGAACUGUGUGACUUUCCUGCGCCGCUACUUUUUCCUGCUGGACCAAGAGCGCAUCAGGCGCAUGUGUCUGCUUUGCUGCCAGGAGCAUCUGGAUGUGCAGAGCUCCUUCAUCCAGGCCAUGCUUGGUGUGACACAGUCCAGUAAAGUGGUGGAAGUCAUUCACAAAGGAGAUUUAGAGAAAUCACUUCGUUACCUGAGAGAACUGCAGCCCUGGAGUCCUCCGGUUCUCCUCGCUCACAUACACAGGUUAUACGAGAAGCACGGCGAGGCUGCUAUCCGCUCCCUUCCCCCCUUCUAUCCCACCAUUACACCUGCAGAUGUGAUGCAGAUGGCUCACAAAAGUCACUUCCUGGCCUACCUGGAUAACCUGCUCCUGUCCCAACCUGAGGAACAAAGGUUAUCAUUCCUACAGUCUCUGCUUGACCCGGAAUCGCUACGACUGGAGUGGCUUGAGCUGGCACUUAGCCACGAUGCACCUGAGCAAUGCGAUACAGUGACACCCGAGGGACAGCCCAGGAGGAAUUCUCAUUGUUUCCGUUGGGGUUACGGACGUCUCCUGUCUCUACUGAUCCAACUUCCCGCCGACUUGUCAUCCAAACAGAAGAUGGCAGAAGCCUGUCGCAGUCAUGGUUACUGGACAGGAUACCUCCACCUGUGUAGUGAGCUGCAGCAUCGCGAUGAAGCUUUUGCGACAAUCUGCCACUUGGAUGACAUCAGCCUGCUGGAGGAACCGGACGGUGUGACGCCUCAAACCUUGUCCGAGUGGAGGCUUCUGAUGGAGUUGGCUCAGGACGGCAGCUGUACGUCAGACCUGAAUGGAGACGCUUUGUCCAACGGUUCCACGGACUGCAGCGGGAAGGUCAGCACAGAGAACUUAAUCUUGCGUCUGGCCCGCACGGUCGGGCCGGAGCGUGCCGAGGCCAUCCUGGAGGAGUGGGGAGUGCAGCUGAGUCUUUCUCCUCACUCCCAGUUGGUGUGUGAGCUCCUCAAGAUGGCCGAGAAGAGGCAACGGGCAGCCAUUCAGACCAUGCUGGAGCGCUGCGAUCGCUUCCUGUGGUCCCAACACGCCUGA
This is a messenger RNA of Nerophis lumbriciformis (worm pipefish), 3294 nucleotides long. The record is from RefSeq and is a predicted model, not a curated record. NCBI's taxonomy places the organism in Eukaryota, Metazoa, Chordata, Actinopteri, Syngnathiformes, Syngnathidae.